CUAUGAUCCAAUUUUCAAUGCCUUGUCACACUACCAAUGAAUUACAAUAUGCAACGAUUCUUUUAUAAGCAUACCCUCAAGAUAUGAUUUCAUUUACCCCUAAUAUGUCUGGUGUAUUAUGAAUAUUGAUUUUAAAAAAAAAGACUGUAAAACAAGCCGAUAACAAGCAAGUGUUUAUUUACAUUUGAUAUUUAUUUUACAGAUUAGUUUCACUAGAACAAAGGUUUGAGUUAACCUAUUGUCUUCGAGGCAGAAAAUAAAGUUAUUUAAUCUAAAAGCAACUUCUCUGUUUUAUUUUUUCAUACAAUAUGGAGUACAAACUAUGUAUUUUGCAGAUGAUGACUUGUAUUGUUGCUGCCUUUUCAGAUCAGACAUUUGGACACACUGGAAAACAGUUCAUGGUUGCGUUCUUCCGAAAUCUAGACUUGAUGAAAUUCAAUGCAUACAUCUUGAUGGCUGCAGUGGAAGAUGCCAACACAACAGCAAGCGUAUACUACGAUCAUCAAAUUUCUCUGCGUCCAUCUUUUCUUCAGCUAAGUCCAGGAACUGUAAAACAGCUAAGUUUGCAGGAACAGUAUGGAAAACAAUACGAGAAAAUGAACACGCCUUUCCCAGUUAUAAGGAUAAAGGCUUCCAACCCCGUAACUAUUACAGCAUUUGUAGACGGGCCUAUGUCUACAGCGUCAUACCUCGUGUUCCCGAUAGAUAUCGCUGGCAGGGAAUACAGAAUGAUGCCUUAUUGUAGUAAGACAGUAGAUGGUUUGUGCAUUUGUGUCAUCAUAACGCUGAAGACGAAUACCGCCAUUGCGCUAGAGAAUUACAAUAACGGUAACCUAUCUGUUUAUACACAGGCACACGCGGUAGGUGGAGAAACGAUCGACUAUCUCUCACUGCCACACAGUAGAAUUAAUUUCGUCACCAGGGAAAUUUAUAGCUAUAUUACUCUGGAAAGCUAUGAUGACUUUAGUGGACUCUUAUUGCAAACCAACAGUUCUGUUGUGGUAUUUUGCGGCGGUACGAAACAGGACGCAACUACGUCCAUGGAACAAUUACUUCCGGUUGAAUACUUCGGUCAAAAUUUCUACUCGUUUCCAUUUGACCAUAAUAUUAUGUCUGCGUCUCACCUUCGAUUCAUAUCACACUAUAAUUGCACAACAAUAUCGCUUGAUUCUAAACAUAGCUGGAUACAAGAGGCCGGGGAAUUCCUCGAUAUUCCGAACAACAUGUCUGUAGAAUUGAAAAUAUUCUCUAAUAAACCAAUUGCACUGGUUCAAAUUUUCUCAGGUAUUACUCCACUUCGAAAAUAUCCAAACAACUAUGAGGAAGACAUAAUGCUGUUGCCAGCAGUGGAGCAGUAUAUAUCUUCUGUGGUUGUUCCGCGGCGUAAGAAAAAGGACGACGACCCCAUCAGCAUGCCAAUGUUCGUAGGACUGGUGUCUGUGGUAGGUUACACUUUCCGAACGCGGUCUGGGAACAUGCAAUGGACAACAGUGAGUAAAGGCAUUGUCAGAGAGGCGGACGACGACGGAAAAUUGAUAAAAGUAGCAAAAAAUUGCGGCUGCAACGACUGUAGAAAUGAAAACACAUUUGGUGCAUACGUUUAUCGGCGAGCCGGAAACGAUUCUUCCUUCAGUAUUGCUGGUUUCAAGUUUGUAUCGAGAAAAAAUGAUACUCGCCGAGAUUUCGGGGGAUCCUGUGUCAUCAAACGAGGUACCAGUGAUUUUUCGAUGAUUACUAAAAUGAGAACAACUACAGAAGAUAAUCUACGCUCCAGAGAAACUCGUCCAGUAGUCGCGGAACAAACCACCACUGAUACCGAUCCCAAAGCGAUAACAGGGACAGACGAAUCUGUAGAAUUUGCCACAGACACAAUGGUCAAAGAAACAACGAUCAGAUCCGUCACCCCUCAGUGCCCAUGUGAACUUUGUAAACCGAAGUCUACCACAGUCAGUUUCGUAAAGACGGAAGAGGAAAUCCGGGAAAAAAUCAAAGAAAUCAAGAAGGCGCUUGUGAUAAACAAAAAUGAUCUUUCUUCUUACCGUCGGAGGAAAAUUAGUGCAGAUGAUGAUAGAUCGUCUGCUAGGGGUAUUGGACUAUUUGGCGCUUGUAUGCUUUGCAUGUUUGUCUCCUUCAUAAUAAUCAUGGACUUUAAAACCCUUGUUCACCAAGGAUCUGUGUUAUGGAGGAAAACUUCCCGCUCCGUUAGUAAACGUUUGCGUAGAAAACCGUAAGAAUAUCAACAUUUUCCUUACUGAUUUUUAUUUUCAUAAUCUUUAUUGGUGUAUGUACAGAGACAUAAAAAAAACAACCCCCAUCUUAAUGACGCAGAACAGUGGAAUUUCCCCCAGCAUGUAAUAUGGAAAGAGGAUAAGAGCUAUCAAAAUUUAGUUCAUCUGCAUAACGUUAGCACGAAGCGAUUUUAAUGAUAAAGAAAUAAAUUUUGAAACUGCAAGAGGAUAUGAAUUGCAACGCUUCACGCCGGUGUAACAUUAAUUUUUACACCGGUACACUUUUGUUAGCGCUUCAUAAAGACUAGACUUUUUGGCAUCAUAGACAGUUGCUUCUUUAACAAAAAUGGAAAACGGAAAUAUUCAUAUCUAGUGAUCAGUUAUCAAAAAAAAAAAUGAAAAUUUGUUAAACACCACUCAGAUUCCACGUACAAGUACCCUGAAGGUGAUAUUAAAAAUAUGACAGAGUUCCUCAUUAACAAUAUCUUCGUGGUCUUAAAUGAGUCAGUGGUGAUCAGGUCUUCCAACAGUCUUUUGGAAUUCCCAUGGCACGAAUUGUACUCCUUUGUUAGCUGACCUGUUUUUAUAGUCUUAUGAUGCAGAAUUCAUUCAAACACAUCUACGUGAGAAGAAAAAAUAUCUUGCUGUGGCCUCCAUUACGAUAUUUAGAUAUCGACGACGUUUUAUUUAUUACCAAUAAUAAUUUCCAUUCAUAUGUCGAUUCGAUAUAUCCCCAUGAACUUGAAAGAAAAGACACCACAGAGUCGUUCAAUUCUGCUUCAUACUUAGAUAUUUUAUUGAAAGUAGAUAUUAACAGCAAACUAAAAUCUCAGCUUUAUGAUAAACGGGAUGAUUUCAGCUUCUCCAUUAUCAACUUCCCAUAUUUAUGUAGCAAUAUUCCAUUAUCACCUGCAUAUGGUGUUUAUAUCUCUCAACUGAUUCAAUACGCAAGAGCUUGUUCCAUAUAUUAUCAGUUUUUAAAUCGAGGCAGGCUACUGACAAACAAAUUGAUGGUGCAGGGGUUUCAACAGCCUCGUUUAAAGUAAACAUUUCGCAAAUUAUGUGGUUGUUAUAACGAUCUAGUUUGCCAAUACAACCAAUCAUUGGGUCAAUUGUGGUCUGACGUGUUUCAUAUCUAUUGUUAGGCUGUUCUUGGCACACUGAUUUUGACAAUGGAUAACUCCGCUUAUCUGAUCAAGAUAUAGGGCUCACGGCGGGUGUGACCAGUCGACAAGGGAUGCUUACUCCUCCUAGGCACCUGAUCCCACCUCUGAUGUAUCCUGGGGUCCGUGUUUGCCUAACUCUCUAUUUUGUAUUACUGAUAGGAGUUAUGAGAUUGAUCACUGUUCGUUAUCUUCACCUUUCAUAUUAUAUAUUAUAGUAUGCCGGCGUGAAGCGUUGCAAUUCAUACCCUUGUGUAUUUUCCAAAAUGAAAUUUAUUUUUUAUAUUUACAUACAAUUUUCUUUUCUGCCAGAUUUUUCAGCCGUUAAAAUAUAUAUGCUAUGUUUAUAAAGAUUCCUACCCGCGUUGUUCACAACUACAGAGCUAUCAUGAGGAAAUGACUAUCAUUAUAACUUAGAACAUUGGAAAUGUAAUAUUCUUAAAUAAAGAUAUAACG
Ostrea edulis (European flat oyster) is the source of this 3847-nucleotide messenger RNA. RefSeq lists its product as uncharacterized. The coding region runs from base 309 to 2231 and encodes 640 amino acids. The transcript is spliced from 4 exons. The record is from RefSeq and is a predicted model, not a curated record. NCBI's taxonomy places the organism in Eukaryota, Metazoa, Mollusca, Bivalvia, Ostreida, Ostreidae.